CAGUAUCAUAUAUUAGUAAUAGUUGCUGAUGGCCAGGUUACCAGUGAGCGAGAAACAACAGAAGCUAUUGUGAACGCCUCAAAUUAUCCCUUGUCUAUUAUCAUGGUGGGUGUUGGAGAUGGACCUUGGGAUACCAUGGACGAAUAUGAC
Molecule: messenger RNA, 150 nt
Organism: Lottia gigantea (owl limpet)
Lineage: Eukaryota; Metazoa; Mollusca; Gastropoda; Lottiidae
Exons: 1
Source: RefSeq, a predicted model, not a curated record